Molecule: messenger RNA, 475 nt
Organism: Protopolystoma xenopodis
Lineage: Eukaryota; Metazoa; Platyhelminthes; Monogenea; Polystomatidea; Polystomatidae
Source: the annotation of a GenBank genome assembly
AUUUAACAUUCUCGAGCGGCCGUUAUUCCCUACUGGCUCUCUUCCACCACCGCGCCGACUUGAUCUCUUUGGUCUUCUGCCGGAUCGACGUUCCCUCGAUCGAAACUUAGAUGUGACCGAUAACCUCGUUGCUACCAAGACUGGUUCUGGUAGUACUGAUGUUGGGUCUCAUGAUGUCUGUCUAGGUUCUUGGAAUCGAGCUUGUAGGCGCCCCACAAGGAUCAUGCAGCUUACCUGGAAUACACUGUGUCGAGCAGCUACUAGAAACGCGGCAAACUUGGAGUUGAAUCCGCGUGACAAGCAUGCUAUCUGUCCUCCGGAUAUGCGGAAUGCCAUCUCCAAAGUGGAGGAGAUAGCACAGUUAGCUUCUAACGACCAUGGAAAACCUUUUAAAGUAUGUUAUUUUUUCCUGUAUUUAUACUUUAGUUCUUUUUCGCAUUUAAUUAUUGUUUUGAGACUACCAGUAAGUCAGUAA